AUGAAUAGUUCUAUCUUCUUCCUCACGGGUUUCCCUGGCCUGGAACAGGAAUAUCCCUGGAUCUCCAUCCCUUUCUCCUGCAUCUAUGCUAUGAUACUCUCAGGGAACUGCCUUGUCCUUCAUGUGAUCUGGACUGAGCCAAGCCUACAUGAGCCCAUGUUCUACUUCCUGGCCAUGCUGGCCCUCACUGACCUGUGCAUGGGACUGUCCACAGUAAACACAGUGCUGGGGAUCCUUUGGGGACUCAGCCAAGAAAUUGGGCUGGACACUUGCAUUGCCCAAACCUUCUUUGUUCAUGGGCUCUCAUGUAUGGAAUCUGGAGUUCUUCUUGCGAUGGCCUUUGAUCGCUUUACUGCAAUUUGCAAUCCUCUGAGAUAUACAUCCAUUCUCACCAAUACCAGGAUUAUCAAAAUUGGUCUGGCCAUUUUAUCCAGAAGUUUCUUAUUUAUUAUUGCUCCCAUUGUCCGGCUGAAGUUCUUCUUUUACUGCCGUCCCCACAUUCUCUCUCACUCUUUCUGUCUGCACCAAGACUUACUCCGCCUGGCCUGUUCUGAUGUUCGAUUUAACAGUUUCUAUGCUUUAGCCUUAGUCAUCUGCACCCUGUUUUUGGAUUCUGUGUUUGUCCUCAUUUCCUAUAUCUUAAUCCUGAAUUCAGUCUUGGCUAUUGCAUCCCAUGAAGAGCGACUCAAAUCCUUGCAGACCUGUAUCUCCCACAUCUGUGCAGUGUUUGUUUUCUAUAUCCCAGUCAUUGGACUGACCAUGGUACACCGCUUUGGAAAGCACCUCUCUCCUGUUGUUCAUGUCCUCAUGGGUAACAUAUAUAUCCUCUUCCCACCCUUGAUGAACCCCAUCAUCUACAGUGUCAAGACUCAGCAAAUACGUAGCAGGAUCCAGAGAUGGUUUACUCUGAAAAAUAAUUGA
Chrysochloris asiatica (Cape golden mole) is the source of this 921-nucleotide messenger RNA. RefSeq names its product olfactory receptor 51V1-like. Gene Ontology annotation, molecular function: olfactory receptor activity; G protein-coupled receptor activity. Lineage: Eukaryota; Metazoa; Chordata; Mammalia; Afrosoricida; Chrysochloridae. Gene Ontology annotation, biological process: G protein-coupled receptor signaling pathway. Gene Ontology annotation, cellular component: membrane. The transcript has a single exon. The coding region runs from base 1 to 921 and encodes 306 amino acids. The record is from RefSeq and is a predicted model, not a curated record.